Molecule: messenger RNA, 1410 nt
Organism: Sphaerulina musiva SO2202
Lineage: Eukaryota; Fungi; Ascomycota; Dothideomycetes; Mycosphaerellales; Mycosphaerellaceae
Exons: 2
Coding region: 81-884 (267 amino acids)
Source: RefSeq, a predicted model, not a curated record
GUCGAGGGUUGUAUAUUGUGCACCGCCAUCACAUCGUCGUCGCCCUCGCCGUCCCCGUCCCCGUCCCCGUCUCCGCCGCCAUGGCAUCUCUGCGUCUCGCUGUGCCUCGCGCCGGCUUCUCCCUCCAUUCCCGUCAACUGCAGCAUCUGCGGAUCCUUCCAGCAGUGCGACAUGCCUCGACGGACAAGCCCACGCCUCCCAAACCGCGGGUCUUGGAGAAGCCAGACAAGUUCCGGCCGCCAUCGCAUCCCGCAAGGCUGCGAAGCAAGACAAGAUAUACAUAUGGACCCGAUUUGACGCCGACGCAGAGGACGAGGCGCUAUCCACACAUGAUGCCGCCCGAAGGGACAUUCAUGCAUUGGUUCUUGACGAAUCGCGUAAUUCAUCUGUGGAUCUCAUUGGGCAUUCUUGUAUCCCUCGUUAUUGGCGUUUGGAUCAGCGACUUCCUCCACAAUACUCCGUAUUAUGAUAUGCUGCCUCCUCGGAGCAUGUUCUUCUCGCACCCAAUUGCCUAUAUUAGCCGCUGGCUAGAGACAUACAAUUUACAUGUGGCAUUUGUGACGGCUCAGACAGCCGAGAAGCGCAGGCAAAAAGUUGAUGAUGUGAGAAAACGGUCAGAAUAUCGCAAAGCACAUGGCUUGGAUCAGGCAGAGGGUGGACUGUUCGGAGGAUGGAGUGCAAAGGGUGAUGACGAGAGCAUGGGACCUGCACUUCGAGAGGACAAUGUGCGGCUCGCUGGUCAACAGGGUUUGGGAGCAAAUACCAAUCUGGGCGAAGAAUCUAAAAACACAGUGGUGGGUCAGGCUGGCGAGAGUAAAGAGACAUAUGUGGACUUUGAAGGGAAGCAGCAGCCCGUACAGAAGAAGUGGUUUGGGCUGUUCUAGGUCAAUGGCCAACAACCAUGUUCGAGGCUUUCCUUUAAGAAGACGGAACAACCUGCGUGAUACUCCUUCAUGUUGGUGUCCUGGCGAUCCCACGACGGCAGACAUCCACAAUGUGGUGUCCCUCUCCAGAGUCCAUCUAACACCGGCAGUAUCACAAGUGGUGUGGCUGACCUGGACAUCAUGAUGCUGAUCAGCAUUGUCGUGAUACCCGCCCCUAGGAAGUCCCAGCUCGGCGCAGAUACCGACUUGUUUUCUGACGCCCUCCAGAUUGCGCUUGUAGCGAAUUGCUACUGUUGCGUGACUCGAUAGGUCAGCCAUCCUACGAGACUUGCACCCGUCACAUCCAUGCGCUGCGGUCAGCUGGAUCUGUGACUUUGAAAUGUCCAAGGCAAACUGUGCCAAAUAGUAAGAACAUGUAGCAAAUAGGAGAAGUCUGCGCAUGCACACAUAAAUCAGAAGCAAACAUGCAGCCCCUGGAGGAAUCCGCGGGAAUCCUCCUCAGACGGGGCAGAAUAAAAAGUAGAGC